AUGAAGCAAGAGAAUAUUUUCCUCUUCGUUCCCAACCUCAUUGGUUAUGCUCGUAUAAUCUUCGCUUUUAUUGCUUUUUAUUAUAUGCCAACUUCCCCCUUCCUGGCAUCAUUCUUCUACCUACUUAGUGGCUUCCUUGAUGCCUUUGAUGGCCAUGCUGCCCGGGCUCUUAACCAAGGAACCCGCUUUGGGGCCAUGCUGGACAUGCUGACUGACCGCUGUGCUACUAUGUGUCUGCUGGUGAACCUGGCUAUGCUCUAUCCAGAGUCUGCCCUCUGGUUUCAGCUGAGCAUGAGCCUGGAUGUGGCCUCCCAUUGGCUACAUCUCCACAGCACUGUGGUGAAAGGUGGAGAAAGCCAUAAGAGUAUUGACUUAACAGGAAAUCCGAUCUUGAGAGUAUAUUACAACUCACGGCCUGUUCUUUUCCUUAUGUGUGCUGGUAAUGAACUCUUCUACUGCAUGUUAUACUUGUUGUGUUUCGGUGAAGGGCCAGAAAUCCUGUCAGGAUACGCUGGACUCUACCGCCUGAUUCUGUGGGUUUGUACCCCCAUUGCCAUCACCAAGAGCUUCAUCAGCUUAAUUCACUUGGUCUCGGCCUCGUGCAAUAUGGCUGCCUUAGAUGCUGCUGAACGGGCAAAGAAGAUGUAGGAUAUCAAAGUUGUGGGAAGGAACUCCCCUAAGUCUUCCAGAGUGAUCAGCUCCCAACCUUCAUGAUGAAGGAAUGAGAUCUUUGCCUCAGAUCAGUCACUCCGGUUGUACAGUUUUUCUCUGAUGUGUUCACUUCACCUUCCCAUGAUGCUUUUGUAAUAUCUAUGUGGGGCAAUAGGGUAACUCCUGCUCCUCCUGGCUUCUUCUGGUUUUACUCCCAUAAUAAUAUGAACAGUUGAGUUAAAAAUGGGCUGUUGAGGAGGAUCCUGAUCCACCAUUUUGAGGGGCAGCUGAAGAGCUUGUCGUUUUGGAAUUGAAAGCUUUUUUACCUCACACUUUUGGGGUAUCUUUGGAGAGAACGAAAUAUAGGACUGCACUUGUCUUGAUAUAAUAAACUAAACUAGUAUUUUGUUGCCUAAAAAUCAAGAAGAUCACAUCUAAACACCUUUUGAAAUCUGGACUAGGUUUUUUUGUGUUCCCAAAUUGUAUAGGAGCAGAUCUCUGAAGAGGAGAAUAUAUUAAUCCCCUGCAUUCUGCAAAUAUAUCUAAUAGGAGCAACCAUUUGGAAGUCAUUUAUUUUGGACAAUAUAAAUACACAGCUUGAAAAAGGAUAUAGUAUUGGUAGGCUACCUAUUGAUCCUGGAGGUCUUAAGAUCAUAUCUUGCAUUAUUUCCUUAGAAUUAUCUCUGAAUGUUCAGUUUAACUUUUGUACUUUAACUCAUGAUUAUCUGCUCUUAUCUCUUGUAAAAAAAUUUUUAUUAGAAAUACAUAGACCAGAGGUGGCAAAUUGCUUCAUUUCUCAAGCAAUUCAAAUUGACUGUAGCUGAAGGCUAUACUUUCCUUUUCUUCAAUCAUGUCAUUGUGCUGUGCAAUAUUGAAGUGAACUAAAUAAGGACAACUUUCAGCAUCAGUUUCGCCCUUCUGGAGUCCUGUCUGACUUCUCCACAAUGCUGACAUUUGCCAGUGGCAGAGAUGUAUUUACCUAUUUAUUUUCUUCAAGAUUUUGAACAUUCAGUACUUUCCUGAGGUAAUUAGUAACUCGUUUAUAUAGACAAUCGUUUAUCUUCUUUCUUUCCUCGUUGGUUUCUGCAUUAGCGCAUUAGCAAGCUCUCCUACUGUGGCUUUCAGCAAGAGGUUUACAUUGCCAUGGUAGCUCCCUACCUAUUAAAGGUCCUCUUCUUCCUUUCCCACAAAAGCUGGCUUUUCAUGCUUGUAUUAGGACCCAGAGGUCAAGAGAAAUAAAAGAUGGAGAUGAUGGAGGCAGGGUUUUUAAUUUAUUAAACAAAUUUAUGACUGCCCAACUGACACACAGUGACUCUGAGUGGCUUACAGAAUUAGAAAUUCACAACAUAACUACCACCUUGGGGCCAUAAUAGAAGAGAGAUAUCUAAGCCCUAAGG
Messenger RNA from Protobothrops mucrosquamatus (brown spotted pit viper), 2048 nucleotides. RefSeq names its product CDP-diacylglycerol--inositol 3-phosphatidyltransferase (gene CDIPT). The transcript is spliced from 6 exons. Gene Ontology annotation, cellular component: Golgi apparatus; membrane. Bases 1 to 648 code for a protein of 215 amino acids. The record is from RefSeq and is a predicted model, not a curated record. NCBI's taxonomy places the organism in Eukaryota, Metazoa, Chordata, Lepidosauria, Squamata, Viperidae. Gene Ontology annotation, biological process: phosphatidylinositol biosynthetic process. Gene Ontology annotation, molecular function: CDP-diacylglycerol-inositol 3-phosphatidyltransferase activity.